AUGAUUUGUGUUUUCUUAACAUAGCACAAACUUCAUGAACCAUUCAACUCAAAAAGGAAACCUACUCACAAACUCAUUUUACCACUUUCAAGAUCCAGAUUGGAGAGAAAAUUGUAUCAAGCUCCUGUUUUUCCUUCAUUUCUUGCUGUUUUGAUUUUUUGGAAACUUAGUUCAAGCUCCUGGCCCUCUUCAGCAUGGCACCUCCGGUGAUCAAACAGUUGUCGAAUAAACCUGCGAAUGUUUGUGGCAAAUUGCUUUUAUUUUCUGGACUAACCAUGUACACAAUGUACAUUCUCUCCUCCAACCACCACUGCUGCCAAUCCUCCACUCUCUUCCCCAACUCAAACCACCUGUCAAACGAUCCUGACUCGAUUUCCUACUCUCCCACCAACAUUACCCACAUUGUUUUUGGUAUAUCAGGUUCAUCAAGAGCAUGGAACAACAAGAAGUGGUACGUCGAGUCGUGGUGGAAACCAAACACAACUCGUGGAUUCCUCUUCCUAGACCGCCCUCCAACCGAGUUUCUUCCAUGGCCUUUAGCAAUUGAUCCACCCUUUCGGGUUUCUGAAAACACGUCGAAAUACAAGGAGUACGACAGGCAUCUGAUGCCUUACGCAAUCCGAAUGGCUAAGGUGAUUGUGGAGACAUUCAAGGCUCAAAAUAAAGGUGUGAGGUGGUAUGUGAUGUCCGACGACGACACGAUAUUUUUCACGAAUAAUUUAGUGGAGGUUCUUGGAAAAUAUGAUCAUAGGAAGUACUAUUACAUUGGGAGGAAUUCGGAAUGUGUUGUGAAUAAUGUGUGGGGGUCAUUUGAAAUGGGAUUUGGGGGAGCUGGAUUUGCUUUGAGUUAUCCUCUAGCAGAAGCACUGGCUAAGAAUUUGGAUGUGUGUAUCAAAAGGUAUCCUUAUGUGUAUGGAAGUGACCAUAUUUUGCAGUCUUGUGUUGCUGAUUUGGGAGUGCCUCUAACUCAUGAGAAGGGCUUUCAUCAGAUUGAUCUCCGUGGUGACAUAUCAGGACUUCUCUCAGCACACCCACAAUCCCCUCUCCUCUCCCUCCACCACCUCGACGCCGUGAAGCCCAUUUUCCCCCUCCUGAACCGUUACGAAUCCCUUCACCACCUUAUGAAAGCCGCGAAAGCCGACGAGUCUCACUUGCUCCAACAAACCGUUUGCUAUCACAAGCAAACCAACUGGACUUUCUCCAUAUCGUGGGGCUACUCGGCCCACAUUUACGAAACCUUUUUCCCACCAAGUAUUCUUCAGAAGCCUAUCGAGACAUUUGUUCCUUGGAAAAAAGGCGCAUUUCCACCAUACAUGUUCAACACGCGGCUUCCUUCUAAUGAUCCUUGUGAAUCCCCUCACGUUUUUUUCUUCGAUACGGUGGAGCAAUCUACAGGAGGGAGAAUAGUUUUGAGCUAUACGCGAAAAUGGGAACGCAAAUUACCAGCUUGUUCGGCAAGUGGAAAUCGUUCGGCUGAUCACAUAGCCAAAAUUCACGUCGUAUCACCAGUUGGAAGACUUAUAAGUGGCGUGAGUGAUUCAAGUCGCCGUCUAUUCUUUCCUUCUACUCCAUCGAUGAAUAUGAAUUCACAAGAAUACCUCAAAAACCCUUGUAUAACCAUGGGCUUUGUUUUCAUUUUUCAGGCUGGGAGUAGACGAGAAUGCUGUGAUGUUUUACGAGUGAGUGACAUGAAUGCUACCGUGAUCGAGCUUAGAGCUUGCUUGAAAGACGAAAUGCUGGCUUGAAAGCAAAUAUAUAGGAGUAGUACAAUAUAUGUUGGAGACAAUUUGUAAUAAGGUGUGGUGGAUAAAUUGGGAAACAAUCAGUGGCGAACGCAGAAACUUGAUAAAGUGGUGGCGAACGCAGAAAUUUGAUAAAGCGGUGACCAAAUGCAAAAGUGGUUUUUAGAAGGUGGCCUAUUAAUAUGGACAAAUUAUUGCAUCAAGAUUUUCAAGGGGAAUAAGUUAUAAACACCAAAAUGUAAUCUAAAUUCCCUUGAUCCAUCCCAGCCAAAUAUUGAGCGUAUUUCUUGUAUUGACUAAUAUUGGGCAUAUUUCUUAUAUUGAUUGAGUUGUUGAGCUUGA
This is a messenger RNA of Rhododendron vialii, 2084 nucleotides long. RefSeq lists its product as uncharacterized. The record is from RefSeq and is a predicted model, not a curated record. NCBI's taxonomy places the organism in Eukaryota, Viridiplantae, Streptophyta, Magnoliopsida, Ericales, Ericaceae. The transcript is spliced from 2 exons. Bases 195 to 1745 code for a protein of 516 amino acids. Gene Ontology annotation, molecular function: acetylglucosaminyltransferase activity.